Messenger RNA from Gaeumannomyces tritici R3-111a-1, 422 nucleotides. RefSeq lists its product as hypothetical. The transcript has a single exon. NCBI's taxonomy places the organism in Eukaryota, Fungi, Ascomycota, Sordariomycetes, Magnaporthales, Magnaporthaceae. The record is from RefSeq and is a predicted model, not a curated record. The coding region runs from base 99 to 422 and encodes 107 amino acids.
ACACAACCAGCGUGCGAAACCCGCCGGCUAGGUCCCGCCAGCUAUCCGUGCCAAGUUUCUUGACACGUUCUUCUAUCCAAAGUUCACGGUUACUGCCUAUGCAUAAAUGGUAUCCGGCGGCGCAUCCCACUAGCCCGCUGACUUCCCCCAACGCUCUUUCUUUCCUUUGUGUGCUCGCUAGGCGCACGUCUUUUUGGAGGACGCUGGAGUUUAGCGUGGCGCGGCGAACCAUGUGCGGCAGAGCGGCAGACGAUGCAGGGGAGGGGUGGGUUUACAAGAGCCACGCCCGGUGCGGAUUCCAUUUCCUCGACCAGGUCCAGGGAUUCUGGGCCUACGGUGGAUCAACCAGCAAGUCGUACGAUACUCGCAGCCAUGUCACAGGGGUUGGUAGGGUUGGUAUCAAGACUGGAGUGUGGGGCUAA